Molecule: messenger RNA, 3186 nt
Organism: Rhinolophus ferrumequinum (greater horseshoe bat)
Lineage: Eukaryota; Metazoa; Chordata; Mammalia; Chiroptera; Rhinolophidae
Gene: CTIF
Product: cap binding complex dependent translation initiation factor
Exons: 12
Coding region: 245-2047 (600 amino acids)
Biological process (GO): regulation of translational initiation
Cellular component (GO): cytosol
Molecular function (GO): translation activator activity; RNA binding; protein binding
Source: RefSeq, a predicted model, not a curated record
CCACCCGCCCCUCCCUCCCUCAUUCCCUUCCCUCCCUCCCUCCCUCCUCUCUCGGCUAGGUUUGUGCGCUGGGGCGCCCGAGCCCCUCCGCAGCCGGGACGCGCGGAACUCGCGCCAGGAGUCGGCUCUCCCGAGCCUCCUCCCUCCCUUCCCUUUCCCUGCCCCCUUCCCCCACCCCGGACUCGGGCUCGGAGCCGCGGCCAAAGGAACCCCGAGCUCCUGCCCAAGCCCCUGAGCUGGAGGGAUGGAGAACUCCUCAGCGGCGUCGGCCUCCUCCGAGGCUGGGAGCAGCCGCUCCCAGGAGAUUGAGGAGCUUGAGCGCUUCAUCGAUAGCUACGUGCUCGAGUACCAGGUGCAGGGGCUGCUGGCAGACAAGACAGAGGGUGAUGGUGAGAGCGAGAAGACGCAUUCCCACGUCUCCCAGUGGACAGCGGACUGCAGCGAGCAGCUGGACAGCAGCUGUUCCCUCUCGCGAGGACGAACACCCUCACAACAGAAUGGCAGCAAAGAUAACUCCCUGGACAUGCUGGGCACAGACAUCUGGGCUGCCAACACCUUCGAUUCCUUCAGUGGUGCCACCUGGGACCUGCAGCCUGAAAAGCUGGACUUCACCCAGUUCCACCGGAAGCUCCGACAUACGCCCAAGCAGCCCCUGCCACACAUCGACCGUGAAGGGUGUGGAAAAGGGAAGCUGGAAGAUGGGGAUGGGAUCAACCUGAAUGACAUCGAGAAGGUUCUCCCCACCUGGCAGGGCUACCACCCGAUGCCCCACGAGGUGGAGAUUGCGCACACGAAGAAGUUGUUCCGGCGGCGGAGAAACGACCGAAGACGGCAGCAGAGACCUCCAGGAGGGAACAAGCCCCAACAGCACAGUGACCACCAGCCAGGCAGUGCCAAACACAAUAGGGACCACCAGAAAUCCUACCAGGGGGGCUCGGUGCCCCAUCCCUCGGGGAGGCCCACCCAUCACGGCUACAGCCAGAACCGGCGCUGGCACCAUAGCAACAUGAAGCACCCACCUGGCGACAAGGGGGAGGCGGGCACCCACCGCAAUGCCAAAGACACCAUGACCUUGGAGAGCCCCAAACUUGAGGACACGCUGGGGGACACUGGGCACCGCAGCCUGGAGUCCCCCUGCAUCCCUGAUGGCCUGGGCCCAGUGGCUUCCGAGAGGCCGCCCCCACAGCAGCCGGGGGUCGCAGAGGCCGAGACAAAGCCUAAAGACAGUAUUAUUCCCGAACGCAUGGGGGAGCGGCCCAGAAUUACCCUGCUCCAGUCUUCCAAAGACAGGCUGCGGCGGAGGCUGAAGGAAAAGGUACCGGAUGACGUGACAGUGGAGACCACCAGCCCUCAGCAGAACAAGAUGGACAAGUUGAUCGAGAUCCUGAACAGCAUGCGGAACAACAGCAGCGACGUGGACGCCAAGCUCACCACCUUCAUGGAGGAGGCCCAGAACUCCACCAACUCUGAGGAGAUGCUGGGUGAGAUCGUCCGGACCAUCUACCAGAAGGCCGUGUCCGACCGCAGCUUUGCCUUCACCGCCGCCAAGCUCUGCGACAAGAUGGCGCUCUUCAUGGUGGAGGGGACCAAGUUCCGGAGCCUGCUCCUCAACAUGCUUCAGAAGGACUUCACCGUGCGGGAGGAGCUGCAGCAGCAGGACGUGGAGCGCUGGCUGGGCUUCAUCACCUUCCUGUGCGAGGUGUUCGGCACGAUGCGCAGCAGCACGGGCGAGCCCUUCCGCGUGCUCGUCUGCCCCAUCUACACCUGCCUCAGGGAGCUCUUGCAAUCUCAGGACGUAAAGGAAGAUGCCGUCCUGUGCUGCUCAAUGGAGCUGCAGAGCACAGGCCGGCUGCUGGAGGAGCAGCUGCCUGAGAUGAUGACCGAGCUCCUGGCCAGCGCCCGAGACAAGAUGCUGUGCCCCUCGGAGUCCAUGCUGACCCGGUCACUGCUCCUGGAGGUCAUCGAGCUCCAUGCCAACAGCUGGAACCCUCUGACGCCCCCCAUCACACAGUACUACAACAGAACCAUCCAGAAACUGACAGCCUGACAGCCAGGGGGCCUGGCAGGCAGCCCGAGGGCAGCUGGGGCCCUGGUGCACAGGGCCAGAUGGACAGGCGGGAGGACAGGGGUGGCCCUGGCGGGAGAAAGAAACGGGGAGGAAGGCAGGCAGAGCCGGCGGCCAGUCUGGAGCCAGGCGGGGAAGGGAUCGAAUCCCUAGGAGCGCGCCCCUCGCCGAGCCUCCCCCCCGCCCCAGCAUGCGGCAGCUUCACCAGUGAGGGGAGCAUGUUUCUUUUUCAUGGUGGCCUGGCCCUCACCCCUCCUCACUCUACACUCCUGCCCCCUCUCUUCAAAUGCGUCCCCCGCAGGGCUUUGUGCAAGGGGUUUCAUCUCUGUGACUCCUCCACCGAGGCUGGGCAGCCAGGCACGCCAGGGUACCGCUUGGGUCAGAAAGGACCUCAGAAGGCUGAAAAUGUGGGUCGGAGACGGGCUUGCAUUGUUCCCGCAUGCUGUCAGCCACCGUCGCCAACUGGCAGCAGGCGACAUGUAGCAGAUGUCCGGGAGGACAAAGCAGGCACCAUCCCCACCAGCCUCCCGGAAUUGACGGCCUUUGUCUGCAUGGUCGAGCCGGGCGACAGAGGCCUUCAUUCUCCUCAAACCUUCACGCUCCCCCCGACAACUUCCAGUCCUCCUCCCGGACCCCCAAUCCUCAGGCCCCCGAGCCUGGGAGCAGGCAGGGGAGCUGGAGUUUGCAGGUCUACUUGCACUCUUUUGUUUUAUUGUGUUUUAUUUUUCGAAAGUCAGCUGCUUUGAAGUCUCCUUUCUCAGUGAAAAGAGCCAGCGAUGUGAUCACACAGACAGCUCCGAGGACCCCCUGAUUAGUGGGAGAUCAAACCCAGCCCCCUCUGGAAGGAUUCUAGCCACAGACAGCUUGCCAGUAGCCAAUUAGGGUAAUUGGAAACUUCUGCCCUGCAGGGGUCCUGGCUGGAACCCAUGCUCCUUAGCCCCUGGCUUCUGGCACCUCUCGUCUCUUAUUCGAAUUGCGUUCUCUCAAAGGGCAGAUACCGUCACUGCUGGGUCCUGACCUGAGGCCUUCUGAUGAACCAGGCACAGAACAGGCUGGCAAACUAUAACCAAAACCUAGGGGAUAUUUCCCUGCUCCACACACAGGUCUCCUCCCAAGCUCUG